AUGCGCAUCCACGAUCACGGUCACUUGUGGCUGUGGACGUUUGCGCCAGCAAAGACGGUGCAACGCUGCCAAGGCGCCUGUGACGAUGAAUGUGGCCGCCUUGAGCGCAAUCGCUCCUUGGCAUCUGCUCUCGGCGUCGACAUCAAUCAAACGACCACAGUGCAGACCAUUACCUCCACAAACCUGCCGUAUUCGACCGAAACGCUUGAUCAGUAUAUUAAACUUGCAUCAUCCGUAUCACUUUCAACUCUCCAAACUUAUGAAUCAACAUUGCAUUCCUUGGCACUCGACUCAACCAAUCGCUCCACCCGCUUCCAACCUGCCAAGUCAACCCUUCGUUCAUUUACCCAUUCCCUCGCGACAGACUGGGGUUUUGUGACCGAAAGCCACGACCCAGAGCCCCAUCGCCACGUCUUUGUUCUGAAGCCUCUAACCUGGACCGCACCAAUCUUCGGCAUGGGUACCGGCUCUUCGAUAGGCAUCGGUGGACUGAGUGUGCGCGAAUGUGUGAAGCUCCGCGAACGCGAGCGCACCAAGGAGCGUGAAGCUCAGCGAAUUGCCGCUCUGGAGGCCAAGGCCUCGCGUGAUGCCGCGAAGGCACAAUCAAGCGUGUCUGGCGAUGGAUGGGCACAAGUUGCAUCCCGGACUAAGGGCAGUGCUAGUAGUACUAGGAGUACCACACCUGUUCAAAAUCCAUUUGGCAGCCGAACAAUGUUUUCUGCUCUUUCUGGCGAAGGAGUUCAAGAUCCACCGUCUAAGAAGGAGCGCUUGGUCCUUCGAUCGGGUAUCGGCGCUGGCAAAUCAAUGCGCAAAGAACCAGCCGAGGAGGUCGUGGAUAGCUGGGAGGAAGCAGAGGAAAAAGAGGAACAGGUUGAGCGCGAACAAGAAAAGGUCACACUGGAUGAAAAUCAGACGCCUUUAGAUCCUGUGUCCGGUACACAGGAUGUUGAGCGGCAGGAUGAGACUAAAGAAAUCGCUGCUACUGAUGACCUGGAUUGA
This is a messenger RNA of Penicillium longicatenatum, 999 nucleotides long. RefSeq names its product Single-stranded nucleic acid binding R3H. Gene Ontology annotation, molecular function: nucleic acid binding. The record is from RefSeq and is a predicted model, not a curated record. Bases 1 to 999 code for a protein of 332 amino acids. Lineage: Eukaryota; Fungi; Ascomycota; Eurotiomycetes; Eurotiales; Aspergillaceae. The transcript has 2 exons.